GUUUGUACUUUCUACACAUAUAUAUUGUAUAAUAAUGGCAUGCAAGAAAGAUCCGUUCUCAUGCAAUGUUUUUGGCAAUAUUAAGCCUUCUCAUCUGAGACUAAAAGAAGACAGCGACUUAACCCAUAGUCCCAUAUCAUCGAUCCUCCACACAAAUUGUGUCCCCAAUCUCAUUUUGCUCUUGUUGAUAAACCAUCUUCGUACUGAUCUUUCAAGAAUUCACCCUUCGAAUAACCACAAUGAUAGGUGUCAAAGGAUCGAGAACUAGGUUUUGACCUCUGACGAUUUUUCCCGAUCGAUGACUUAUGCAGCUAUCGUGGAGGGGGCGGUGCCUCCCCCUCCACCGGUAAACAAGGUGUGGACGAUCGGGCAGUGGCGAGGACGACCUCGAGAUCAGACAAAGUGUGGACCUCAAGAUCUACGACCGUUGAAUUUGCGAUCGGACGACUGUCCGGAAGCAAGGCACUUUACCUUGCUCUAAAGCAAGUCGGAGGCUCCGGAUCUGAAUUUUCUGAUUGUAUUUCUCAAUGUGGCCUUAUUGAUAUUCCUGUUGCUGGGUCGAAGUUUACUUGGUCUGGGGUUAGGUCCAAUGGUAGACUAUGGAGUAGAUCAGAUAGAAGUCUGUUUAAUGAAAAAAAUUAGAUGCUUUUGAUCAAGUUUUCAUUUAAAAUCUUGCUCAUUCUCCCCCAGAUCAGUGUCCUAUGAUGGUUCAGUGUAAAAAAACUCAUGGUUAGUGGACCUAGAAGUUUUAAAUUCCAAAAUAUGUGGUUAUCACACUCAUCUUUCCUCAACACAGUUUCUAAAAGCUGGAAUGAAGUUUUUUCAGGUGGAGGUAUGAAGGGUUUAGUCCUUAAACUUCAGAAAUUGAAAAAAGAUUUAAGGAAAUGGAAUACAAAUGUGUUUGGAAAUAUUUUUGAUGAUGUCAAAUUGUGUGAAGAUGAAGUUUCUAAGGCUGAGCAAGAAUUUCAAAAUGAUUCUUUAGAGGUGAAUAGAGAAAACUGGUUUCAUAAAAAAGCAUUACUCUUGUCUAAGUAUAGACUUGAAAGGAUGUUCUGGAAGCAAAAACCACAUAUUAAAUGGUUGAAAGAAGGGGAUUGCAGUAGUCAUUAUUUCCAUUCUCUUGUAAAGAUCAGAAGGAAAAAACAGAUGAUACAUACCAUAAAAGACUCUGAUGGUAGGGAUUGCUCAACUGCUUCUGAAAUCGGGGAGGCCGCAGUUAGCUUUUUUUUGUGAUCUUUAUGCCAUUGAACCUGUGGUAUCAUCUAAUGAUAUUUUGAGUUUAUCCCUGCAAUCAUACGCAGAAGAUGAGGUUAAAGAUGCAGUGUGGGAAUUGAAUCAGAAUGGGGCUCCAGGCCUAGAUGGGUUUUCAGGAAAAGUUUACAAAAUGCUGGUUUUUGUGGGGAACGAUGUGAUUAAGGCUGUGCAAGAAUACUUCCUUGGGGUUCCACCUCAUAGAGGCAUUGCUAGUUCUUUUGUGGUCUUAUACCUAAAGUAGACAAUCCUUCUACUUUUUCUGAUUAUAGACUUGUUUGUUUAUCUAAUGUCACAAGCAAAAUUUGUACAAAAGUUCUAGCUGCCAGAUUAUCUAGGCUUUUGCCUAAAAUUAUCUCUGAAGAGCAGACAAGUUUUGUUAAAGGCAUGGAUAUUUCAAACCAAAUUCUUAUUGCACAAG
Messenger RNA from Cuscuta epithymum, 1672 nucleotides. Lineage: Eukaryota; Viridiplantae; Streptophyta; Magnoliopsida; Solanales; Convolvulaceae. The record is from the annotation of a GenBank genome assembly.